Molecule: messenger RNA, 3105 nt
Organism: Paramecium tetraurelia
Lineage: Eukaryota; Ciliophora; Oligohymenophorea; Peniculida; Parameciidae
Exons: 1
Source: RefSeq, a predicted model, not a curated record
AUGACUUUUUUUAUGCAAUUUGACCACAUCUUACUUAAUUGGUAGUCAAAUAUUACUCUUUAUGAAAAUAAUGAUGAAAGAAUACUAAAUUUUAAAUUUUAGGAUGAUAAAUUUAUAAUUGUAGUUGAAAAAACAAACAACGAUGUAUAAGAUGAUUUGAAAUCUGAAAAUGUAAUUCUUUACCGAAGCUAAAAUCCAUUAAAAAUUAUAAAAACUUAUCAUUUUAUCAUUUUGUAGUUUGAUACAUAUUUAGAAUAUAUCAAUCCAAUUUCCAUAAGUUAUUUUCUACAAUUAAAAAUGCAUUAACUAUCUUCACUAUAGUAUAACAAUCCCUUAUUACUAUCGAUCAAUUAAUUUCAUGAAUUGGUAACAAUUAAAAUAAAUCAGCAUUCCUGCUAUUUAAUUUGCAAUGAAUAUUAAUUCCAAAAUUAAACUAGUUUGAUAGAAAGUACAUUCUAUAAAAAAUUGAAGAUAUUAACUGCUGUAAUUAUCCAUAAAAAACCUUAUGAGCAAGAAUUUAUUAAUAAUUCCUACGAUAUUCAAUUUAAUUUACUUCAUGAUUAUUUCUACUAUCCAUUAUAUUCAACUUUGGUCACAAAAUUGAAAUUGAAUCCAGAAUUUACUUGUUUAAAUAAUAGCAGUGCAAUUAAAUGCAAUCUCUUAAAAUAUAACAUAUUAAGUAGAUCUUGUAUUGACCUAAUUAAAAAUUACAUUUGGAUCAAAGAAUUUAUUAUCUAAAAUUAAUUACAUGUUUUAUAUUAUUAACAAAAUCUAGAACUUAAGUUGAUGAAUUGUGAAACAAAUAAAUCCUUUGUGGUUGGCAAAUUUGAGGCUCUAGAAAUAGAUGAAAAUUAAUUUUACAUUUUUAAAACUGAUGUUUUUAUACCCUAUUAAAAUGAAACAAAAAUUUUGUGCCUAUAAUUUAAAAAUGGUUCAAACAGUAUUAACCCAAAAAUUCUAAAAAUCUAAGGAAAAUUAAUAACAGUUCUUUAUAAUAGACAUCUUUAUAUCAUUAUUACAACAGUUUGCUAAAUUUAAGUAAUCGAAAGUAGCCUAAUAGUAGAAAAAUUCGUAGAGAUGAGAGAAUAAGGAGUAAGUUUCCUUAAUAGAUGCGAAAAGUUUGAAGUUUUUUUUGGUUUUAUGAAGGCUUGUAGUUUUAAUUAAACAAUUAUAUUUUAUAACCAAAUAUAUACUGUUUAAUUAAAUUUUGAUACCUAAAUACUUUCUAUCAUUUCAAUAUCAUCAUCUUAUAAUUCCUUGAUUUUGAUAGAGAAAACAUAAAAAGAAGAAAUUAACAUCAACAAAUACGAAUUGAUGGGUGAUUAAAAAACCUUACUUUUUGCACUACCAAAAUUUAGUUUUUAAUAUUAGAUUCCUAUUAAAUAUGUAACAACUGGAUUUAUUCUUGCAAUUGCUGCAUAUAAUAAUAAUACUAAAGUAAUCUUGAUUUAUAAUCUAAUUAGUGCCUAUCAUGAAAUUUUAGUUGAUAUUAUUUACGUCGAUAGUUUUAAUUUCCAUUUCUGCUCUGAUACUUAAUUUGCUUUUUUAAAUAAUAAACAAUGGAAUAUUUAUAAUCCACAAAUUCUUGGCUUGGAUUGUCAAAUUGAAAAAUUUGUUGAAAGCUCAAAGAUUUUUAAAUAUGAAUUAUAAUAACGUUCAAAAAUCAACUAAAGUGAUCAAAAGAAAAUCACCCUUAAUUUUGAACUCAUAAACCUAACAGGAUAUAUAAUACAAAGCAAAUCUUCUGUAAAGACAUUUGGAUUUAACAAUAUAAAUUAAAAAAUUGCAUUUGAUCCUUUAAAUUUAGUUUUAGGUCCUAUUUACAAUAUAUCGUCUUCAGAUGCAACUAUCAAUCCUCCACUUUAAAACAUGAGAAAUAUAACUAAAUCAUUAUGUGCUGAGUUAAUUUAAACUAUAUGUUAUAAUUAAAAAAAUAACGAAAUUAUUUUAGAUAUUUUAAAUGAUACAAUAAAUAUGUAAAUUUAGUUAAUGUUUGAUUUAUUUUCUCUAAGGUAAAAGCAUUUAUAAACAUUUAAAAGCGAAGAAUAUUAUAUUAUAGCUUAUUUUUCUGGAGAUUUUGUAUAAACCUUCGAAAUAUAUAAAUAAAAUGUAGGGCUUAUCAUUAAAACUAAUUUACAAGAGUAAUUCAGAAUGAAUUAUGAUUGGAUUAAUAUAUUUUCAAAUUAUUGCUUAAUAUAGUAAAAUGAACAAUUACACGUUUAUGUUAUUUAGUCGGAUUCAUUCAUAAAAAUUGAUACUUUACAGUUUUAAUGUCGAGAUUGUGAGACAAUUAAAGUUAAGAAUUCUAAAAAUACAAUAAUGAUAACUUAAAGUAUAAAUGCUCAUUUUUCAUUUGAAUCAUCAUUUGUAAUUUUGUAAAUAAUUAAAAACAAAGUUUUUUUACAUUAUUUUAAUUAAGUAGAGGAAGAGUUUUUGCUUUAUAAAUUAAAAAGUAUAAUUUAUAUUAGAUUUUACGAUCUGAUCUCAAUAUAAGAUAACUAACUCUCAGGCAAAAUAGUUGGGUUCUAACUUUAACAUAAAAUAUACGUCCUUAACAUUGUGUUAAAUUUAGAAAUAGAUUAAUUAAAAAUUUCUAGCCAGAUAGGAAUUGUUUCAUAUUUUGGAAUUACCACUGUGAAUCAAAUUUUUAUCCUAGAAUCAAAUUUAAUGUUAAUCUCAACAAGUUGCUUUUUAAAUACACACUUACUCUUAUAUAAUUUGUCAGACUUUUCAGUUUUUAAUUCUAAGUAUCCAAUAUAAGCUGUAUCUAUUGAUUAAUACCCAUAAAUUCAAUUUUACAAUCUUACUCAUUUUUUUAUUACUUUUAGGAAUAGUGAUUCAAUUUAACUAUUUAAGAUAUCAGAAUACACAUUAGAUAUGCAAAAUACCUCGAAUAAAUAUGUAAAUCUUUUGUUUUCAAAUAAUGAGCAGAAUUUAGAAAUCUAAGUAGAAUUAAAUUAAAUUUCAAAUCUAAGUUUAUUUUCUAUUUGCUAAAAAUACAUUGUCUAUUUAAUCUUAUUGGCUUGCCUAGUAUUUUGUUUUUUAGCAAAACGAAAAAGAAAAUUGAGAUCCGAGAUUGAAAAUCAUAGUGAAAUAGAAUUAUGA